Molecule: messenger RNA, 584 nt
Organism: Gopherus evgoodei (Goodes thornscrub tortoise)
Lineage: Eukaryota; Metazoa; Chordata; Testudines; Testudinidae
Gene: LGALS1
Product: galectin 1
Exons: 4
Coding region: 99-506 (135 amino acids)
Molecular function (GO): laminin binding; carbohydrate binding
Source: RefSeq, a predicted model, not a curated record
CUAUUUAAGGGCAUGGGAGCAGCCCAGCCCUUGCCCACAUCUGUCUAUUAGAUCUCAGCAGCUGGAGAGAGAGUUAAAAGAGCAGCACCACAACCAUCAUGUCUCGUGGAAUAGUUUGUACCAACAUGGGUGUCAAGGCUGGAAAGCGCAUUGGUGUGAAGGGUGAAAUCGCUGCAGGUGCCAAGAGCUUUGUGCUGAACCUAGGGAAAGACCAAGCCAACGUAGUGCUGCACUUCAAUCCACGUUUUGAUGCUCAUGGGGAUGUGAGGACCAUCGUGUGCAACUCCAUGGACAAAGGGGAGUGGGGUGCUGAGCAGAGAGAAUCAGCCUUCCCCUUCCAGGAGUGCACCAAUGUGGAGAUCUUCAUCACUCAUGACCCAAGUAAUCUAACAAUUGCUUUGCCAAACAACCAUCAGUUCAAGUUCCCUAACCGAUUGGGUCUCCAGGUCAUCGACUUCUUGAAUGCAGACGGUGACUUCACAAUCAAAUCCAUCCAGUUGGAAUAACUCCCCACUCCUCACACUCCAAAGGGAUAUUUAAAAGGAAACACAAUAAACACCAUUGAAUUUGGUCUACUAAACCAA